AUGUUACAUGUACUAUCUAUCACAUAAAACGACAAACAAAUUCACUUAUAGAAAUUUUAUCAAUGAUAACUAUAUCAAUUUGCAAAAGAAAGACUGCCCGUAACUAGAAGUAACUAUUAAAUUAACCCGAGACAUCAUCAAAUUUACGACGGCGACCACAAAAAAGGUAUCCAACUCAACGCCACGUUAACACACCUCUAUGAACAGAAGUUAUAUUGAAAUGGUGGUCAAAAGCAUUUUAUGAGACUAAAAAACAUGCUGAUUCAUAAAUUGACGGAAUGUGUAAAAACCGAUUGCAUCAGCCUUUUCAACAUACACAACUAGAAAAAUAGGAGACAACCAAAAUGCUGAAGACCGAUUUGUGUAUGAGGAUUAUAGUCAUGGAAGACACCAUAUAAGACGAUAUUCUUUACAUUAGGAAACUAUUAGAGCCUAGAUGUCCAACUUCAUAUGUAAGCUACGCCAAUAACUAAACAGACUACUCAAAAGAACAUACACAUAACAGAUAUGGAGACACCUGCUGUUCCUACAGAUGCUCCAUCAGUCAACAGUAACUAUGUCGACCAAGAAAGGGGAUCGCAAAUAGGAUCCCAAACGAAUGUGUGGGAAAAUGUAAAGACCACAGUAGAACAAAUCAUAGAAGAUGAACAAUUCAUCAAAGUGGUGAGCGCAAUCUUGUUAUAUAUACCAAUAGUAGCCUAUAUAUCAACAUCCAUAGGGUGGUACCAUACACUAUCCGGGCCAACAAUAACAAUUAUCACAAUUUUUAUCGCAGCACUCGGAUUAGGAACCUACCAUGUAGUAUCAUACGCAGAACCUGGGAUAAUUCCCAGACUCCAUGAUACAUACGAAGCCUUCGAUGCCAUAAGAAUGCGGCGUAAGUACACGCAUGUGCCUUCAUGUAUCGAAGUAACCAUCGCAGGAAAAUUCCUCAGAAUAAAGUACUGCCAUACCUGCAACAUAUACCGACCACCUCGGAGUGUACACUGUAGCGUAUGCGAUGUAUGUGUGCACAAAUUUGAUCAUCAUUGUAAAUGGUUGGGAAAUUGUAUCGGAGGUAAAAAUCACAAGGCCUUCUACGGGUUCCUAUUUUUCACCUUCAUAGAAGGACUCCUUAUAUUCUCCCUGGCUAUAGCGCGUAUCACAAUAAUGAGUGUCAACAGAAUUGGACGCAAUUACAUCAUACUUAGCGCUCUCCUGCUCGCAUAUGUUGUUUUGUCCGGAUGGUUUGUUGCUGGACUUCUCAUAUAUCACACAUACCUCAUAUGCGUCAACAAGACAACAAACGAGCAGUUGAAAUCACUAUAUGCAGAUUAUAACCCAUGGGACAGAGGUAUACUCAUAAAUCUAAAGGACGCAUUGUUAGUACACGCAAAGAUGAAAUCCUUGUGCGAUGCGAAAACAGUGGCAAUGCCCAUAUAUGAUCCAGGAAGAAGUUUCCCCGUAAAUUACAAAGCAACCUACGCCAGCAUUCAACAAUUUGAAUCAAAUAAGGACUUGGGGUUUGAUCAUGUAACCAAUCAAGAUUGGGAUAAAACGGAAAAUACGCCCGAGGAUAUUGAAGGUAUGGAAACUGCUAACGGAGAACAAAACGGAAAUGUUGAAAAUAUAACUUCUCAAGCCUCGUAUUAAUGCGAUUUAGUUCAUGUAAAUGGCCGUGGGAAAAUUAA
Messenger RNA from Babesia bovis T2Bo, 1670 nucleotides. RefSeq names its product DHHC zinc finger domain containing protein. The transcript has a single exon. NCBI's taxonomy places the organism in Eukaryota, Apicomplexa, Aconoidasida, Piroplasmida, Babesiidae. Bases 508 to 1632 code for a protein of 374 amino acids. Gene Ontology annotation, biological process: protein targeting to membrane; peptidyl-L-cysteine S-palmitoylation. Gene Ontology annotation, molecular function: protein-cysteine S-palmitoyltransferase activity. The record is from RefSeq and is a predicted model, not a curated record. Gene Ontology annotation, cellular component: Golgi apparatus; endoplasmic reticulum.